Molecule: messenger RNA, 2145 nt
Organism: Helianthus annuus (common sunflower)
Lineage: Eukaryota; Viridiplantae; Streptophyta; Magnoliopsida; Asterales; Asteraceae
Product: decapping nuclease DXO homolog, chloroplastic
Exons: 13
Coding region: 153-1805 (550 amino acids)
Biological process (GO): NAD-cap decapping; nuclear-transcribed mRNA catabolic process
Cellular component (GO): cytosol; nucleus
Molecular function (GO): mRNA 5'-diphosphatase activity
Source: RefSeq, a predicted model, not a curated record
CAACUUUCAAUCCACCAUUACUCACAAAACACCCCCAAAACUUUUCACCAAUUUCACACAAAAUCAAACCCCAAUUUAACACCCACAAACCCCUACCCCAACGAUCCAUCAACCCACACAAAACCCUAAAACAAAUCCCCAAAUUUCCCAAAAUGGAUUACUCAGAACAAGAUGUUGACUUGUUCGGCGAUUUAGAAUUCGAAAACGAAGAAACCCACACAAAACAAGACAGCCCACAAUCCAACAACUCGUCAUCAUCCACGUCAGCAUCGUCGUCAUCAUCUUCUUCAGGUGGGUCAUCUUCUAAUCGGAGCAGCAGCGGCGGUGGUAGCGGCAGUGGCAGUGAGAGCAGCGGUGGCUCCGUCAGCGGCGGCGGCGGUGGUGGUGCUGCUGCUGCUGGUGGCGGUGAAGAAGAGGAGGAGGAUGAUGAGGAUAAUGGUGAAGUUAGAUCAAGUUUUUAUAAUAAUAGUAAUAAUAUUAAUAAUAAUCAAGUGGCUGGUGGUGGUUAUGAUGAUGAUUAUAAUGUUGUUGAUGAUGAUAAAGAUUUGUUUGGGUCUGAUAAUGAGGAGUAUGUUAAGACAGAAAUUUCUAGCCCUUUUCCUGUUCCUGUUUUGCCUCAACCGCCGCCACGCAAUACGAACAAUAACCCGAGCAGGGGAGGAUUUGGCGGGCGUGGGCGUUGGCAAAACGACAGGGGAGGAGCUGGGAUUCUUCCUAGGCCUGGUCCAAUGCCGCAGAGGCAGAAUUACGGUUACGGGUCUAAGUUUUACGCUCCGCGCAAUGACGAACGUUUUGUUUCCGAACUCAAGUUUUCAAAGAGUGAAGAAACGUUGUCAAGGAAAGUUAUCGCAUUUCAAGAGCCAUCCGAACUUGGUUGCUAUAGCCGUGUGGAAGGUGGAGAAGUAUACUUUGAUGAUAGUAGUUUGCGGCUUUUCAAGCGACUUAUUACAGAAGAUAUAGGGGCUGAUUUGAACCAAGGUUUUGAUACCUUCAUUGAGAAGAAAGAUUUGGGUUCGCAGGGCUUUGGUGAUCUUCUCGCUUGCAUACGUAACAAAAAUAUUCCGUUACAAAACAUGCAUUUUGUGACGUACAGAAACAAUCUUAAUAAGAUAAUGGCUACUGCUUAUUUAAGGCAUGAACCUUGGGAAAUGGGGGUGCAUAAAAGAAAAGGCGUUGUGUAUCUUGAUGUGCAUAAAUUGCCCGAAAGGCCAAGAAGCGAGCGGGAUCGUCGAAUGUCUUAUUGGGGAUAUUGUUUCGAGACACUUGCUACCGAAGAUCCAAGAAGAGACGACGGAGAAGGGAUACAUCAUGUUGACGCUAACGUUGAAUAUUGUGCUGUAAUUAAAACUAAAUUAGGUGCACAUCGGAUUUUAAUGGGUGCUGAAAUGGACUGCUGCGAUUCUACUGACGAUGGAAGGAGAUUUUAUGUGGAAUUAAAAACAAGUCGUGAGUUGGAUUAUCACACCGAGGAAAGAUUCGAGAGGGAGAAAUUGCUCAAGUUUUGGAUUCAGUCGUUUCUUGCGGGCGUUCCUUUUAUCGUCAUUGGAUAUAGGGACGAUGCUGGCCGGCUUGUGCGUACAGAGAGGUUAAGAACCAAAGAUAUAACCCACAGGGUAAAAAUGAAAAAUUACUGGCAGGGAGGAGUCUGCUUAGCGUUUGCUGAUGAGGUUUUAUGUUGGCUUUACGGCACCGUUAAAGAGAAUGAAGACUAUAUAUUACAAUUCGCUGCACCGUUUACUCGUUUGGAGCUUUUACAGGCGCAAUCUUGUCCACAAGAAAUAACCGAUCAUGUUCAGCAGUUGUGAAUUUUGCCGUUAUGCAAGUUACCGUGGUCUUUGAUUGGAUUUUACAUUGAAGAAAAUGUUUACUUAAAUUAAGGCUUUUGUUCGAACCGUAUGCAACUCUUUUGUUGUAUAUCAUCAUUAAGGGAAAAAUAACUAUAUAUCGAAGAAUGCCCUGAAGCCAAAAAUGGCUUUUUUCAGUUAUGGGCGUGUCGAUUUUUAGCAGGAUGGAUAGAGAUACAUAUAGGAUAACGGCUUAUUGAUAUUUCGAAUAUCUGAUGACAUUUUUAAUGUACUUGUAACGGCGAAUCUAACUUUUGUUCCUGCUGUUUCUGCUAGUAUUUGCAUUGUUUGUGUUUUGGUU